AUGAGGCUCGUCGUGACAUUACUAAUUUUAUCGUUCAUUAUCUUGUCGUUCAGUGCAAAACCGAAAAUUAAACCCAGGAUCGCCGGUGGCUAUCCAGCCAGACCUUAUACGAUCGUGUUCCUCGUUGGGAUCGUCUAUGCCAGAACUCAAUUGUCUGCACUUGAGUUUGGGGCCGGCACAAUAAUUUCGAACCAAUGGAUCCUCACAGUCAGGGGUGUCCUUAUGUAUCAGUAUAUUGAGGUCCACCUCGGCUCAAAGAGAGCGUACUGGGGCUAUGACAUUUUGAGGGUCUACAAGCAAAACUUUUAUUUUCACUAUGACAAAAAGCGCCAUAUUGCCUUGGUCAAGGUUCCGUAUCAGAAGUUCGACUAUCGCUUGAAUCGGUUACGCGUGCCACGCUCCGCAAAUGCUUUGGAACGCUUCGCGGGAGGAAGGACCGUGAUAUGUGGAUGGGGAAAUGCAAAAUCUGAUGGGGAGCUGCCCGAUUGGAUGCGUUGCACGAUAGUGAAGGUCAUAACGAAUAGGGAGUGCGCCAAGUAUUACCCCCCUUUGGAGACUCAUGAAAUGUGCACCUCCGGCGAAGGCGGCAAGGGUGUUUGUGACGGUGACUUUGGCGGCGCUGUGGCCCUGAUCGACGGCACUCCCACCCUGAUCGGGGUUAUACACCUUAGGCCCGACAACUGUUCCGGUGGUUAUCCAUCGAUACACAUCCGGGUCAGCGAUCACUUAAAGUGGAUACGGUCAGUAUCUGGAGUGUACAUCCCAUAAGCUAAGAAAUAAGAUGUAGUCAAUAAUUCAACUGGAACCAAAAAAAAAAAAGGAAUAAGUACAACAAAAAUUCUCCUUCCCUUAUAUUACUUUAUUAAUUAUAUUAUAAACCGUGGAAUCGAGGAAUGUACACGUAAAUUAAUUCGAUAGGCCCGAUCAUUUCUAGAAUUCUUGCUUACAAGAACUAAG
Messenger RNA from Drosophila takahashii, 957 nucleotides. It is a transcript of the gene sphinx2, whose product is annotated as sphinx2. Lineage: Eukaryota; Metazoa; Arthropoda; Insecta; Diptera; Drosophilidae. Gene Ontology annotation, molecular function: serine-type endopeptidase activity. Gene Ontology annotation, biological process: proteolysis. The record is from RefSeq and is a predicted model, not a curated record.